CAAAGCUUUUUAUAGAUUUUUCAAAGUGUUUUAUUUUUUCAAAUACGUACAUGCAAAAACCAAGGCUUUUCCUUUUCUCGAAAAAAUAGUUGCAGGUGUAAUUAUGUAAGUGUAACAAAUAAAGCUUUCUUGUUUGGUUCCUAGUUCCUACCUCUGACUUUUCUGAUUUCUCUCUCUCUCACAGACUUGUCUGAAACUUUUCAAGAACUCAGAUUCGUCUCUUUUUAAUCUCUCUUCUUAAAUCAAGAUCCAAAUAGAGCGAAGCUUGGUUCAAAGAUUUGAAUCAGGUACAACUCAAAGUUCCAUUAACAUCUAUGGAUAUCGAGACAAUCUCGACUUCUCUUUAUAACUAGCUCUGUCUUUGUUUUUGUUUUGUUUUAAACAAAGUUUCCAAAAUGGUGGAAAAAUCUGAUGAUGAUGAAAAGCAUUUUUCUUGGUGUUGCUUUCUUUUACAGAUGUCAUUGCUGUUUUUUCUUGUAACCCUAAUUUCAGCUGUAGCUUUCCUCUCUUUCUUGAACUCUCAUGGAGUCUCCUCUCUCCUAAUAACCAUGGCAAUCUUGUUCUUCUCCACUUCUGUUUUCUUUCUAAGAUUCUUUAAGAAGAAGACAAAACUAUGUUUGGCUGAGAGAUCCCAAGAAGAAGGCCAUGAUGAUGAUGAGGAUGAUGAAGAUGGUCUCAUUGAGAUUGCUCUUGUGAGUGAAGAAGAAGCAGAGACUAUAGAGGCAAUGAGAAACAUUAAUGAAAGUCGACAGAGAAUUAGGAUUGAAGAAGAACAAGAAGAAGAGAUUGAUGAUGUGAAUAUGGAAGAAGAUAAUCUUAUUGAGAUUGAUAUUUCCAUUGGAUCUAUUAAAAGACGAAUGUAAUUUAAUUUGAUAGAUCUCAUGAUCACACCAUCGUUAAAUCCGAUUUUUAUUUUUCAUUUCAGAUGUACAAAGGAAAUUCAACAUUUUAAUAUAUUAUUGUUCUAGAUA
Molecule: messenger RNA, 971 nt
Organism: Arabidopsis lyrata subsp. lyrata
Lineage: Eukaryota; Viridiplantae; Streptophyta; Magnoliopsida; Brassicales; Brassicaceae
Exons: 1
Coding region: 396-863 (155 amino acids)
Source: RefSeq, a predicted model, not a curated record